This is a messenger RNA of Cucurbita pepo subsp. pepo (vegetable marrow), 1250 nucleotides long. Its product is annotated as protein RICE SALT SENSITIVE 3. The record is from RefSeq and is a predicted model, not a curated record. Lineage: Eukaryota; Viridiplantae; Streptophyta; Magnoliopsida; Cucurbitales; Cucurbitaceae.
UUCCUGAAACCCUUUAUAUAUAUUCUCCUCCCUCUUUGAUUGAAUCAAUUUAAACACACUCCCAUUGUCCCAAACUUCAAAUUAUUUGCUCUUUUUUCAGCUUCUUUGUAUGGAACAGCGCCUUAGUUUGGUAGCCACUACUCAUCUUCUGCAGCACACUCUCAGAAGCUUGUGUAUUCAUCAUAAUUCCCACUGGGUUUAUGCUGUUUUUUGGCGGAUCCUUCCUCGAAAUUACCCACCUCCAAAAUGGGAAAAUCAUGGCGCUUUUGAUCGGUCAAGAGGAAAUUGGAGGAAUUGGAUUCUGGUGUGGGAAGAUGGUUUUUGCAAUUUUGCAGCGUCAUCAUCCUCCGAGGAGAACGGCGGCGGUGGCGGCGGCGGUGAAUUUCCGGGAUCAUCGGUGGUGUAUGGGUUGCAACCUUGUCGGGGUCUGCAGCCGGAGCUGUUCUUCAAGAUGUCACAUGAGAUCUACAAUUAUGGAGAAGGAUUGAUCGGGAAAGUGGGUGCUGAUCGGAGCCAUAAAUGGAUUUAUAAAGAACCCAUUGAUAAUCAAGAUGUUAAAUUUUUACCCACAUGGCAUAGUUCUGCUGAUUCUCAUCCUAGAACUUGGGAAGCUCAGUUUCAAUCAGGCAUUAAGACCAUAGCUUUGAUUGCAGUGAAAGAGGGCGUAAUCCAAUUGGGAGCAAUUCAGAAGGUGACAGAAGACUUAAGCUUGGUGCUACAAUUAAGGAAGAAAUUCUGCUACAUAGAAAGCAUCCCAGGUGUUCUACUGCCUCACCCUCUAAGCUCAUCACCUCCGCCAUACAUCGAGGCGGGCACCGCCAUGGCGGCCUACGAGAGCCCGGAGAUGGGGCGGUUCCAAGCGAGUGGCAUCAUGGGUCCAGCAGAUCACCAAUUUGUGUACAACAAUUACAACCAGCAGCAGCAGGUGAGAAUAACACCAUCAAUGAGCAGCCUGGAAGCGCUGCUGGCAAAGCUGCCGUCAGUGGUGCCGCCGGAAGCAGAGGGAGGACGUGGGCAUCAAACUUUGGAGCUUUUGGCAAUGGAAAGAGUUGCAAAAGUUGAGAUUAAUGAUGAAGAUGAUCAGGUGGUCUACACCCAACUCCUCCAUCGCUAUCAUGAUUGUGAUAUAACUACCAGCUCCCAUAAUCAUGGAUUUUAGUUUCUUUUGUCUUUUUGUGUGACAUUGGAUUAUGAUCAUUUGGAUAUUACCACCACUAAUUUCGCAACUAAUCUUUGUUGUUAUUUCUUGA